CAUUGUCUCCUACGCCUUUUCUUAAGUUUAAAGAAGAGCCUUCAGUUUCUUUCUCUUUCUCUUGGUGAAGGCUCGUUUUUUAGUCCUCCUACCCACUGAUCUCUCUCCCAUGCUUCGGCAGAAGCAAGAAGACGAGACCAGGCAGCUGGUGCAACACCAUCAGGCCCAAGUACCUCUGAUUUCCUCUAUCCAGAUGUGUCUGCUGCUAACGAGCAAGGGAUGUGUGUGACUAUUUCUCGCAAAGGAUGGAGAAUGACCGAGGGGACCUCGCCGACAUAGUCCGAGCUGCAGGCAGCCGUAGCGGACCACCACACGCCAACUUUGAUCCUGUGGUCUCUCGGUGUCACCUUCCUUCACAGCCUGUGGUCUUUCCUGAGAGAACCGAAGCCCCUACCAACAACUCGGGUGAGUAUCUCCUUAACCUCCGUGACCCUCUGCCGGAUCAGUACACAGGCGUGGAGUUCUUCUAUGGCGCGGAAGCGAUGGUGGCACUGGCCAAGACCGACACAGAUAGCAGCAGCGACCAUGGCGGGGGAAGGAGGCCUCUCGUAUCUCCCGAGUUACAAUCAGGCGAGCAGGAGAUCGACAGGCCUUGUAACAACUUCUCGAGGGUUCUUCAGAUCUCGCCCGGUGGUAGCCGCAGGCCUUUCCCGCUCUCACCGAGGCUGAUGAAGCCGUCGCCUGCAGUGGCCAGGGAGAUGAUGAUGACGAAGCUGAUGAAUGUGAGCAGCAGCUCCGCAGCCGGACCGGUGGAUCAUGGUGGUGGAGUGCAGAUCUUGUGCCCUCAGACUCCAGGGGUCAAACGAAGAAAAAGCCAGGCAAAGAAGGUGGUAUGCAUACCGGCUCCAGCGGCGGCCACCAGCAGACCGACCGGUGAGGUUGUUCCAUCUGAUCUAUGGGCUUGGAGGAAGUAUGGCCAGAAGCCGAUCAAGGGUUCUCCGUAUCCAAGGGGCUAUUACAGAUGUAGCAGUUCCAAGGGAUGCUCGGCGAGGAAGCAAGUGGAGCGCAGCCGAACCGAUCCUAAUAUGUUGGUCAUCACAUACACGUCGGAGCACAACCAUCCGUGGCCUACGCAACGCAAUGCCCUUGCAGGAUCCACGAGAUCUCAUCCAUUCAAGAACGCCUUAAAGAUCCCCGGCGACGAUGUUCUGAAGUCGCCCACGGCUCCCAAGGAAGAGCGCAGGGAGGCAACAACCUCGAACGCUCAUCUAGAUCUAGAACAAGAACAAGAAGAAGAAGAGAUGGAUAAGCCAACUGAAGACGACGACUUCAACCAGAAUAUGCACCGAAGCUACAAGCCGAUGAUCCCGGAAGCGGACCAGCCCGACGACUUCUUCGCGGACUUGGCGGAGCUGGAGACUGACCCGAUGAGCCUCAUCUUCUCCAAAGGAUACAUGGACGCAAAACCAGACGAAGAGAGGGGGCACAAGGCCUCUGACACCAUGGACAUGUUCGAUUGGGCAGGUAGCUCCUGAGGCAAAAAUGAUAAACAUAAAAAUAAGAUCUCAUUAGAUGAAUUAGAAGAAGAAGAAGAAGAAGAAACUCUGGUAGUAAUUAUCCUACAAAGUCCAAAGUUGUGUUCAAGGUCAAACUAGCUUUGUGGAUUCACGAAGUUGACGACUGCUGGGAGUUUUAGUUGCUUAACAGAACAGCAGCCAUAGAUGAGGGUUUCAAAAAGGAGGGGUGGUAGUGAAGUGGGAGCAGUCCCCCACCAGUUUGGAAUUUUGGAGGAUGGGACAGAAAGCUGCGGCACAGAAGCUUUCAACAGUUCACAAGUACGUGCGUCGGAUGUGACUGAAGAGGCCAUGGCAAGGAUGUUAAGAACCCUAUGAUAAGGUUUUCUUUUCCCCCUCCCUCUCUCUCUCUCUCUCUCUCUUCCUUUCCCGCCCUAUCUUCUCGAGGUGGGGAAAAGUAGUUCGUAUCCGGCGAGGAUUUCAACCGCAGGAUGGUAUACAAAGUAAAAUGACCGGCACUGUUCGAUA
This is a messenger RNA of Musa acuminata AAA Group (dessert banana), 1982 nucleotides long. Its product is annotated as probable WRKY transcription factor 14. The transcript has 3 exons. Gene Ontology annotation, biological process: regulation of DNA-templated transcription. Gene Ontology annotation, molecular function: transcription cis-regulatory region binding; DNA-binding transcription factor activity. NCBI's taxonomy places the organism in Eukaryota, Viridiplantae, Streptophyta, Magnoliopsida, Zingiberales, Musaceae. Bases 246 to 1475 code for a protein of 409 amino acids. The record is from RefSeq and is a predicted model, not a curated record. Gene Ontology annotation, cellular component: nucleus.